Messenger RNA from Triplophysa rosa, 1868 nucleotides. RefSeq names its product transmembrane BAX inhibitor motif containing 4 (gene tmbim4). Bases 91 to 801 code for a protein of 236 amino acids. Gene Ontology annotation, biological process: negative regulation of apoptotic process. Gene Ontology annotation, cellular component: membrane. The record is from RefSeq and is a predicted model, not a curated record. NCBI's taxonomy places the organism in Eukaryota, Metazoa, Chordata, Actinopteri, Cypriniformes, Nemacheilidae. The transcript is spliced from 7 exons.
AGCCCAAAAGAUAGAGAAGAAAUCAGGAGAAAGGCGGAAGAGACCAUUAAAACGCUAGUGUUUAACGAAACCUAAAUUAAUCCAUCAAACAUGAAUGAGGAGAAAUAUCCACGAUCGUCGAUUGAGGAUGAUUUCAAUUAUGGCACGAACGUCGCAAGCGCGAGCGUGCACAUCCGGAUGGAUUUUCUUCGCAAGGUGUACACCAUCCUAUCCCUGCAGAUUAUUAUCACAACUGUUGUGUCUGGUGUGUUUAUGCUCUGUGACCCCAUCAAAAGCUUUGUGCACUCAAGUCCUGCUCUGGUGUUGAUAUCUGCUGUUGGGUCUUUAAUCCUGCUCCUUGCCCUCGCUGUAUACCGACACCAGCACCCUAUCAAUCUUUAUUUGCUGUUUGGAUUUACACUGCUGGAGUCAUUGUCUGUGGCUACGGCAGUGACGUUUUAUGACUACACCGUAGUGCUCCAGGCCUUCGUGCUCACCUCUGCUGUGUUCCUGGGCCUCACUGCCUACACCUUCCAGUCCAAACGGGACUUCAGCAAACUCGGAGCCAGUCUGUUCGCUGGCCUGUGGAUUCUGAUCAUUGCGAGCUUUCUGAGGAUCUUCUUCUACAACGACACUGUGGAGCUGGUUUUCGCUGGAGCCGGAGCUCUCCUCUUCUGUGGGUUUAUCAUUUUUGAUACGCACCUGCUGAUGCACAAGCUGUCACCAGAGGAGCAUGUCCUGGCGUCCAUCAAUCUGUACCUGGACAUAGUCAACCUCUUCCUGUAUAUUCUGCGCAUUCUUGACUCCCUGAAGAAACACUGAAUGCUUUGAUGUUCUUCAGUUUCAGUGGUGAAUUAUGGGUACUUUAAUGCUGUGAGUCGAUUCGAAAUUACAAAAAAAAUAAUAGUCUUUAAGUACUGUAUUAGCAUAUCUGGCCAAAAUAAAUAUAUUUGCACGAUUAUAAUUCAUUACGGGGAAGUAAUCAUUGCAUUAUAGACAAAAUCAUAUAUCAUUUAUAUGGAUUUAAGUCUUACAGAGUACACAUUAAUUUUUCUCUUUAGACAGCAAAAGGGAUCUGAUUUUGCGCUAAAUUUCUUUUUAGUACACUUUUUAGCACAGCAUGUGUUUAAAAAUGUAACUUCUUUUAUGGAGUAGUUUCAUCUUGUUUCCAAACAUUGUACAUUUGUCUCACUUUAAUACUUAUAGAUUGCACAUAUUUGAAUGCUAUAUCAAGUUAUGAUUGUACAAAAUACUUGAUCUGUUUUAACUGUGAUUGAUAGUUACUGCUUUAUGAAUAUUGUUGUUUUAAGUUUAGUGUACCUCAUUUAGUGGUAGUUCCUGUUUAGUUGGUUUAAGUAAAUUACUGCUAAUGGUUUGGGAACAAGCUUUAUAUCAAGCCUACACAUUUUUCUUAAUUUGGUGGAUGUAUGGGAUGUUCAGAUUUAACUUAAUAAUUUAUAAACAUUAGCAUUCAACUUCCUAACUAAAAAGGACUGAAUCAACAUUAACAUUCCGGAAGCUAUUACUUUUAAACAAUUUAUUUCCUUGUGAACAUUAUAAGCUAACAUCAUCACAAUAGUUAUUUACAGCAAUCACUGAUGUUCAUUUGAACAAUUUAACUAAAUGACAAUUAUACUAAAUUAAAGGUUUUGAAACAGCAUGCGACCCAUUUUAAAAACAUCAAAAUGCUGAAAUGGCAGUCAGCUCAUUUAAAUAAAUUACAAAUAGUAAUUAAACCGUAAAAAACACAACAUUCAGUUUUUUAAAAGGAAGCUGCUACAUUAUUUAUUAACCAGAUUCGAAGUGCAAUAUUUAUCAAGCAGAAAUACAUGCAUUUAAAAAAUCAGAUGUUAUAUAAUUUACACUUCCUCCUUGUACAGUACUAAAUA